UUUGCUUAUUUAAACUACCAUGUUCCCCGGACAAGACGUGAAAUCUUGGAGACCCUAAUCAAAGGCCUUCAGAGACUGGAGUACAGAGGAUAUGAUUCUGCUGGUGUGGGAGUUGAUGGAGGCAAUGACAAGGAUUGGGAAGCCAAUGCCUGCAAAAUCCAGCUCAUUAAGAAGAAGGGGAAAGUUAAGGCAUUGGAUGAAGAAGUUCACAAACAACAAGAUAUGGAUUUGGACAUAGAAUUUGAUGUACACCUGGGAAUAGCUCAUACUCGUUGGGCAACACAUGGAGAACCCAAUCCAGUCAAUAGCCAUCCCCAGCGCUCUGAUAAAAAUAAUGAAUUUAUUGUUAUCCAUAAUGGAAUCAUCACCAACUACAAAGAUUUGAAAAAGUUUUUGGAAAGCAAAGGCUAUGACUUUGAAUCUGAAACAGACACAGAAACGAUUGCCAAACUUGUUAAAUAUAUGUAUGACAACCGGGAAAGUCAAGAUACUAGUUUUACCACAUUGGUAGAGAGAGUCAUUCAGCAAUUGGAAGGUGCUUUUGCACUUGUAUUUAAAAGUGUUCAUUUUCCUGGACAAGCAGUUGUCACACGGCGGGGUAGCCCUCUGCUAAUUGGUGUACGAAGUGAACAUAAACUUUCUACUGAUCACAUUCCAAUACUUUAUAGAACAGGCAAGGACAAGAAAGGAAGUUGUAAUCUCUCACGUGUGGACAGCACAACUUGCCUCUUCCCUGUUGAAGAAAAGGCAGUUGAGUAUUACUUUGCUUCUGAUGCAAGUGCCGUCAUAGAGCACACCAAUCGAGUCAUAUUUCUGGAAGAUGAUGAUGUUGCAGCAGUGGUGGAUGGCCGUCUUUCUAUUCAUCGGAUUAAACGAACUGCAGGAGACCACCCUGGACGAGCGGUGCAAACCCUCCAGAUGGAACUGCAGCAGAUCAUGAAGGGCAACUUCAGUUCAUUCAUGCAGAAGGAAAUUUUUGAGCAGCCUGAAUCAGUCGUGAACACCAUGAGAGGAAGAGUCAAUUUUGAUGACUAUACUGUGAAUUUGGGUGGUUUGAAGGAUCACAUUAAGGAGAUACAGAGAUGUCGACGGUUGAUUCUUAUUGCUUGUGGAACAAGUUAUCAUGCUGGUGUAGCAACACGUCAAGUUCUUGAGGAACUGACUGAGUUGCCUGUAAUGGUGGAACUAGCCAGCGACUUCCUGGAUCGAAACACACCAGUUUUUCGAGAUGAUGUUUGUUUUUUCAUUAGUCAGUCAGGUGAGACAGCAGACACUCUGAUGGGUCUGAGGUACUGUAAGGAGAGAGGUGCCUUAACUGUGGGGAUCACAAAUACAGUGGGCAGCUCUAUAUCAAGAGAAACGGAUUGUGGAGUUCACAUUAAUGCAGGUCCUGAGAUUGGCGUGGCUAGUACAAAGGCUUAUACCAGCCAGUUUGUGUCCCUUGUGAUGUUUGCCCUCAUGAUGUGUGAUGACAGGAUCUCCAUGCAAGAACGACGCAAAGAGAUCAUGCUUGGGUUAAAACGGCUUCCUGAUUUGAUUAAAGAAGUACUGAGUAUGGAUGAUGAAAUUCAGAAACUUGCAACAGAGCUUUAUCAUCAGAAGUCAGUCCUGAUAAUGGGGCGUGGUUAUCACUAUGCUACAUGUCUGGAAGGAGCACUAAAAAUUAAAGAAAUUACCUACAUGCAUUCAGAAGGCAUCCUUGCUGGUGAGUUGAAACAUGGCCCUCUGGCUUUGGUGGAUAAGCUGAUGCCUGUCAUUAUGAUCAUCAUGAGAGACCACACUUACGCCAAGUGUCAGAACGCACUCCAGCAGGUGGUUGCUCGGCAGGGACGCCCUGUGGUGAUCUGUGAUAAGGAAGAUACUGAGACCAUUAAGAACACAAAACGAACAAUCAAGGUGCCCCACUCCGUAGACUGCUUGCAAGGCAUUCUUAGUGUAAUUCCCUUACAGUUAUUGGCCUUUCAUCUUGCUGUGCUCAGAGGCUAUGAUGUUGAUUUCCCACGGAAUCUUGCCAAGUCUGUAACUGUAGAAUAAAGGGCAUCUGAAACUCUGGACAAUCGAGCAACACAAGACACCUUUUUGUAUUUAAAACCUUUGAUUUAAAAUACCAACUCUUUUAAACCUUUUUUAGUAAAUCUUUAUUUAUAUAUCAGUUAAAAUUAUUUCACUCUGUGACAUUUGUGAAAAUUACCUCUUUUAUUUUUCCAGUAACCUGUACAGGAGUUUGAAUAAUGAAAU
Molecule: messenger RNA, 2238 nt
Organism: Elephantulus edwardii (Cape elephant shrew)
Lineage: Eukaryota; Metazoa; Chordata; Mammalia; Macroscelidea; Macroscelididae
Gene: GFPT1
Product: glutamine--fructose-6-phosphate transaminase 1
Exons: 18
Coding region: 223-2034 (603 amino acids)
Biological process (GO): protein N-linked glycosylation; UDP-N-acetylglucosamine metabolic process; fructose 6-phosphate metabolic process
Molecular function (GO): carbohydrate derivative binding; L-glutamine:D-fructose-6-phosphate transaminase (isomerizing) activity
Source: RefSeq, a predicted model, not a curated record